Phytophthora sojae is the source of this 2088-nucleotide messenger RNA. RefSeq lists its product as hypothetical. Lineage: Eukaryota; Oomycota; Peronosporomycetes; Peronosporales; Peronosporaceae. The record is from RefSeq and is a predicted model, not a curated record. The transcript has a single exon. The coding region runs from base 1 to 2088 and encodes 695 amino acids.
AUGGCGGAGAAGACUUCCUCGGACUUUGUGCGGCUAUCUCGCGGGUCUUUCGCCGUGUGGUGGGGUCUCAUCUUGGCUGUUCACGUGGUCACAGGCGCCUACAAUGCGUUGUACGCCUAUUGCUACCGAAAACUGCAGUACACGUUCUUGAACUUGUUCCUUGAUGCGUUGCAGAUCGGCAUGCCGCCGCAGUAUCACUCUACUAUUGCCAUUGUCCACGCUUUGAUGUCCGCUAUGCAUGCUGCGUGUGCCUUGCUAAUGGUUGGAGGCUCAUUGUGGCAGAGAUCGUUAUGUUUUACCCCGUGGUCUUCUUCAUCGAACGUGGACAGCAACACGAAGCAGGAAACCAGCCGUGGUAGAUCGGGUAUUCUACCUCGACUCUACUCUAUGAUGGUGGAUCGACGCGGUCUUUGUGGAGUUAAUGGAGUGCAUUUCCACCUGGUGGUUGCCUGUCGGGAGAUCCUCGAGACGGCGUUGCAAACCAUGCAAGCUUAUCGUAUGAGCGCUCUACUGCCGCGGAUUUUGCUCAAUCGCUUCUACGUCGUUCUACUCGCAGUAAACUGCUGGUCGUCGGUCAUAAUCUACUCGAAAAUCUUCCGCAGUAACGAGGCACGAAGGCGCUUCGCCUGCAUCGUGUUGGACUGCGCGUUGGAUCUGAUGGCGUGUAUGGGCGUCGAAUUACUGGUUGUGAUGAGCUACGCGAGCGAAUAUGACCGAGAGCUCGAGGGGUUCAACAACCUCAUAUGGUAUGACGACGAGUGGGUGGCGUGUGCUAUCAACGAGUUCAAGAUGGUGCUCGUGGUCUCCUGGUCGGAUCUCGCUAGUCGAGCCAUUUUCUCACUGGGUCUGAUCCUUGCAACCACGAACAUGAAGGAGCUCGUGGGACGCUCCCCCACUACCGUCAGAUCGACUCGGUCAAGCGCCGCUAUAGUACCAAGGCCAGUACUAACGUUAUUGCGUCGCUCAGACAGCUAUCGCGAUGCAAAGAUUCAAUCGCGGUGGGAGCGGGUCUUUUUGCGUACAGCUCACGUGUUAUUCGCUGCAUGGGGGAUUGCAGUGCUUGGGUUUCAUAUCCACGCUUCCCUACAACCAACACUAUCGCAAUGUCUGAUGCAAGUGAGGCCGUGGUUUGCGACUAGACCGUCGUGCUACCUGGCAGGCCUAGACUGCCACGUACUGGGGAUAUCUGGGGCGCUAGAGGAGGUCGAGUCGAAGUGGAGCGAAUUCGACAGUUCGACGGUGGUUCAGCUACUCAUUCGCCACUGUCCUGCCGUUGAAGUGCCUGACAUUAUCGGUAAAUUUCAUGCUCUUCGAGGCGUUAAAGUAUACAACUCAACUAUCAAAGAUUGGGGUGCUUCAGCUGCCCUUACGAACGCGAACCACCCAGCGAUGUCGUCGCUGUUUAUCGUUCGAGUGAAUAUGACGGACGGACUUCUCCCUGCAGGUCUUCAAUCCACGGACUUCCCACGGACAGUGUACGACAUUGAAAUGUGCGCGACCAAUUUGAUUGAGUUGCCCGACGAUCUGGACACCAAGUGGCCGUCCGGGGCCAUUAUCCAAGUGGAGUACAGCCAGCUACUCUCUGUUCCUCUGGCGCUUGUGAAGCUGCAGCCGUACUAUCUCGCGCUAACUGGCAAUCCGAUCACUGCGCUCCCUCCGGAGAUAUUCGAGGUCGAAGGCUUGCUGUUUCUUGGGAUAAGCGAGAUGAACAUCAACGAGCUACCGCAAAAUGUCACGCAACUAUCGUCGACGCUGACUUCGAUUUACAUUGGCGACACCUACAUCUCGUUCUUCUGGAGGUGGGCGGACGAACUCGUGGAGAGAAUGGUAACUACCCCUUGGUUUGCUGCACGUUCCACCUUUUGCAACGAGUUCGUGAACAUCCAGAAUGGAACAGCCGAUAGUUUUUCGGUUCCGCUGUCGCCCGAAUACUCGCAGAGUCUCAUGAAUUCCUCCGAGGCGAAUCUCCAUGCCAUUUGGCUUGCUGUCGACUGUGAUGAAUGGAUUGAGGGACUGUUCUACCCUAUUGACACGGAGGACAGCAUCAACGCGAUCAGCCCUGCACCAGCGUUGGUACGACCAAAGUAG